Molecule: messenger RNA, 384 nt
Organism: Staurois parvus
Lineage: Eukaryota; Metazoa; Chordata; Amphibia; Anura; Ranidae
Source: the annotation of a GenBank genome assembly
UCUGUGACAGCCAGGUGCCCACUGCGCAUGCGCGAGAAGCACAUGACAGGUCCCAAAAGACGUCGGGCCAUUCACAAAGCGCAGCACUCUCUCGCGCAUGCGCAGUCCGCAGUGUCAGGUCAUGCCCUGUGCUGUCUGCAGUCUCUGGUCAUCUGUACUGUCCACAGUCUCUGGUCAUCUCCUGUACUGUCUGCAGUCUCUGUUCAUCUCCUGUACUGUCCGCAGUCUCUGGUCAUCUGUAGUAUGUCUGCAGUCUCUGUUCAUCUCCUGUACUCUCCGCAGUCUCUGUUCAUCUCCUGUACUGUCCGCAGUCUCUGGUCAUCUCCUGUACUGUCCGCAGUCUCUGGUCAUCUCCUGUACUGUCCGCAGUCUCUGGUCAUCUCC